This is a messenger RNA of Erpetoichthys calabaricus (reedfish), 7336 nucleotides long. It is a transcript of the gene xpo4, whose product is annotated as exportin 4. Gene Ontology annotation, biological process: protein export from nucleus. Gene Ontology annotation, cellular component: nuclear pore; cytoplasm. The record is from RefSeq and is a predicted model, not a curated record. Gene Ontology annotation, molecular function: nuclear export signal receptor activity. Lineage: Eukaryota; Metazoa; Chordata; Cladistia; Polypteriformes; Polypteridae.
CCCACAAUGCAGCGCAUGGCGCGUCAUUGAAGAGAGACCAUGAUGGCGGCUGCGGGAGCACCAGAAGUAAUUGCACAGCUGGAGAGCGCUGCCAAAGUUUUAAUGGCACCACCAUCUAUGGUCAGUAAUGAACAGCGCCAGCAUGCAGAGCACAUAUUCCUUUCCUUUAGAAAAUCUAAAUCUCCAUUUGCCAUUUGCAAGCACAUUUUAGAAACUAGCAAAGUGGACUAUGUACUGUUCCAGGCAGCAACUGCAAUAAUGGAAGCUGUAGUUCGAGAGUGGAUUCUUUUAGAGAAAAGCAGCAUUGAAUCACUGCGAACAUUCCUUUUAACCUAUGUCUUACAAAGACCCAAUCUUCAGAAAUAUGUGAGAGAACAGAUAUUGCUUGCAGUUGCUGUAAUUGUGAAGCGUGGCUCAUUGGAUAAAUCCAUUGACUGCAAGGGUAUUUUCCAUGAAGUCAGUCAUUUAAUAAGCAGUGGAAAUCCAACUGUGCAGACAUUGGCGUGUUCCAUUCUUACAGCCCUGUUAAGCGAAUUUUCCAGCUCCAGCAAAACAAGUAAUAUUGGACUAAGUAUGGAAUUCCAUGGUAAUUGUAAAAGAGUUUUUCAAAAGACCUUUCGACAGAUCUUGUUCUUACAGUGUGAAGUUCUUCAGGAAUUCAGUCGCAGAGAAAACCUUAAUGCUCAGAUGUCUUCUGUUUUCCAGCGAUUAUCUUGCACUAGCAAUCAGGUUCUGAGUUGGAACUUCUUACCACCUAACUUGGGUCGACAUUAUAUAGCUAUGUUUGAAUCCUCUCAAAAUGUGAUGCUGAAGCCAACUGAGUCCUGGCGUGAGACGCUCUUGGACAGCAGAGUUAUGGAACUUUUUUUUACAGUGCAUCGCAAAAUCCGUGAAGACUCUGAUAUGGCGCAGGACUCCCUCCAGUGCCUGGCACAGUUAGCUUCUUUGCAUGGUUCUAUAUUCCCAGAUGAGAAUGCCCAGGUUAACUACCUUGCUCGUCUAGUUGAAGGACUGCUCAGUAUGAUAAAUGGGAUUGAAGUAGAAGAUUCGGAAGCUGUAGGAAUAUCCAAUAUUAUCAGCAAUUUAAUAACAGUGUUUCCCCGCAGUUGUUUGACUGCCAUUCCCAGUGACCUUUUCAAUUCAUUUGUAAACUGCCUCACCCACCUCACCUGUACCUUUGGACGAAGUGCUGCCUUAGAAGAAGUGCUUGAUAAAGAUGACAUGGUGUAUAUGGAAGCGUAUGACAAGCUCCUUGAAUCCUGGCUGACACUUGUGCAGGAUGACAAGCAUUUUCAUAAAGGCUUCUUUGUCCAACAUGCAGUACAGGUUUUCAAUUCAUAUAUUCAUUGCCAUCUUGCUGCUCCUGAGGGCACCCGGAACUUGACUGCUAAUGGAGUAGCAUCUCGAGAAGAAGAAGAAAUAAAUGAACUACAAGAAGAUGACAGAGAAUUGUUUUCUGACCAGCUGGCUAGUAUUGGCAUGUUAGGGAGGAUAGCUGCUGACUACUGUAUUCCCCUCCUUACAAGUUUAUUGGAAGACAGAGUUACAAGGCUUCACGGUCAGUUGCAACGGCAUCAGCAACACUUGUUGGCUUCUCCAGCAUCUGGAUCGGUUGACAAUAAAGUACUGGAUGACCUGUAUGAAGAUAUUCACUGGCUUAUUCUAGUUACAGGCUACCUCUUGGCUGAUGAUACUCAGGGUGAGACUCCUCUCAUACCUCCAGAGAUAAUGGAAUAUUCAAUUCAGCACUCAACAGAAGUGGAUAUUAACACAACACUUCAGAUACUUGGCUCUCCUGGGGAGAAGGCCUCUUCAAUUCCAGGAUGUAACAGGACAGAUUCUGCUAUUAGGUUACUGUCUGCUGUUUUGAGAACAUCAGAAGUGGAGUCCCGGGCAACAAGAGCAAAUCUGACAGACUUACUAAGUCCACAGAUGGGCAAAGAUAUUGUUUGGUUCCUGAAAAGAUGGGCUAAAACAUACUUACUAGUAGAUGAAAAACUGUAUAACCAGGUAAGCCUGCCCUUUAAUACUGCAUUUGGAGCUGAUACUGAAGGAGCACAAUGGAUUGUGGGAUAUCUAUUGGAGAAGGUCAUUAGCAACUUAUCGGUGUGGAGCUCAGAACCAGACUUGUCACAUGAUACUGUGGAGCUACUUGUUACUUUAGUUGAGCGCAGGGAACGAGCAAAUAUUGUAAUCCAGUGUGAAAACUGGUGGAAUUUGGCUAAGCAGUUUGCCAGCAGAAGCCCACCAUUACAGUUCCUUUCUAGCUCUGUGCAAAGAACCCUGAUGAAAGCUCUUGUUUUAGGUGGGUUUGCACAUAUGGACACAGAAACAAAACAGCAGUACUGGACUGAAGUACUUCAGCCUCUCCAGCAGAGGUUUUUGAAUGUAAUAAACCAGGAGAAUUUCCAACAAAUAUGUCAAGAGGAAGAAGUCAAGCAGGAAAUUAUUGCCACACUUGAGGCUCUCUGUGGAAUUGCAGAGGCUACCCAGAUUGACAAUGUAGUGAUAUUAUUUAAUUUCUUAAUGGAUUUUUUAAAUAACUGCAUUGGCCUGAUGGAAAUAUACAAAAACACACCAGAGACUGUAAACCUAAUCAUAGAAGUGUUUGUUGAAGUUGCACAUAAGCAAAUCUGCUAUUUAGGAGAGUCUAAAUCAAUGAAGCUGUAUGAAGCUUGCCUAACAUUACUGCAGGUAUAUUCAAAAAACAACCUUGGUAGAAAACGUGUUGAUGUGACAGCAGAGGAAGACCAGUACCAGGACCUUCUUCUUAUUAUGGAGUUGUUGACCAAUCUGCUUUCCAAAGAAUUUAUUGAUUUUAGUGAUACAGAUGAAGUAUUUAGAGUGCAAGAGCCAGGUCAAGCUGCCAAUCGGACAGUAUCUGCUGCAGAUGUUGUGCUUUAUGGUGUCAAUAUUGUGCUGCCACUUAUGUCCCAAGAUCUCCUUAAGUUUCCUUCCUUAUGUAACCAGUACUACAAACUUAUUACUUUCAUCUGUGAGAUCUUCCCAGAGAAGAUUCCUCAGCUUCCAGAGGAUUUGUUCAAGAGCCUUAUGUAUUCGUUGGAGCUCGGCAUGACGUCAAUGAGCUCUGAUAUCAGUCAGCUUUGUUUAGAAGCGUUAACUCCCCUAGCAGAGCAGUGUGCAAAAACACAAGAGACAGAGUCCCCUCUUUUUAUUGCGACACGUCACUUUCUUAAGCUUGUUUUUGAUAUGCUAGUGUUGCAGAAACACAACACAGAAGUAACAGUAGCAUCAGGUGAAGCACUGUACACCUUAGUCUGUUUGCAUCAGGCCGAGUACUCCGAACUGGUAGAAACCCUGUUGUCAACUCAGCAAGAUCCAGUGAUUUAUCAAAGAUUAGCUGAUGCCUUCAAUAAACUGACAGCAAGCAGCACUCCUCCUUCAUUGGAUCGGAAGCAGAAGCUUGCUUUCUUGAAGAGCCUCGAAGAGUUUGUGGCAAAUGUUGGGGGCCUAUUAUGUGUGAAAUAGCAGCUACUGAGCUGAUUGUUGGAGAAGAUAAAUAUUGCACUGCAGAAAAUGACUCAGUAAAGCCGACUGAAUUCUGUGUAACACAUGCAGGCAGUGGCAAAGUAGCUUUGGUUUACAUAGCUUCAGGAGUGACAUGGUUAAAAUGGAAUGAUGGAUUGAGAAGAAGCAAAUUGCCACAUUUUUAUUUUUGAUAAAAUCAGACAUAGAUUAACAUGAAGUGAUAUAAAUUCUGAACAUGUGCAUGUGAUUUGGCACAGUGAAGAAUCCUUGGAAGAGUGCCUUUAUUUUUGGAACCAGCCAUAUAAGUGGCCUGAUGAGUCUUGUCUUAAGAAGAUGAUCCACCAGUUUUGCUCUCUCAGGUCUGAAGUGGCAUUUCAAUAGAUACCCGAGUGUAUCUGCUGGCUCUAAUAAGCUUUACUGUUUUCAUCUCACUUAAGGGUCUUUGUGUGACCUUAUCACCAAAACAAUAUAUGCUCACUAUUAGUCUAAAUAUGUUAAAAGAAAGAAAAUGAAUAAUAAUCAAAUGUUUUGUGUAAAUAUAUAAAUAUAUAUAUACGGUAUAUAUAUAUAUAUAUAUAUAUAUAUAUAUAUGUGUAUAAAGAAACAAAAAUAGGUUUUGUAGUUUUGUGCAAUACUGCUGUCAGCAAAACAUUUUUUUUUCCAUUUUCUUGGUCUGUUUAGGAAUGGAUUGUUUUUGCUUCCUGAACAGAGGUCACUAAGGGUUUGAGGCCUUAAUUUUACAAAUUUUUACUGUUACUGACAGCAAAGCGGCAUAGGUUUUUUUUUUUUUUUUUCCCAAGAAGUUAAAAGUACUACAGUUGCUCAAAUCUCCUCUUGGAUUUAAAGAGAGAGCCAAGCAGAGGCAUCGAGAGUGAAGGUGGGGAUUUUUUUUCCCCCAAGGUGGGAUUGGUAUAUAUAUAUAUUUUUUUAUUUAAUUUUUUUUAUAUAUUAUGCCCCUAAAAGUGUCUGAAUUCCUCAUUGCUUUAGCAAUAAAUGUAAAUUGGGAUUGGUAAUUUUGAGUAGAUACCAAUCUUUAGUUGGGGCAUUUAAAAAAAGAAAGAAAAACAUUUUUUUUUAAGAAUAAUCUUGUUAAAGUUACUUUAAAAGAAACUGUAAAAGUGUACAUAAUCUUUUUAUCUCUACUCUGGAGUGCUAUUUUUGUGUUAGUUCUGCCAUAUUGUGCCAUUUUACGUGGAUUUUGCAUCCUGGCACGUAUUUGACGCUGUGUAAUUAUGCGUGCAUGGUUGAAGCAGAAAGAAAGCGUUUUCAGUUGUUGAAAAUCACUGUAAGAUAUCUGUGAAACACAGGGCAUAAAGAAGUUGUACAUUUAAAAGAGGAAACGUAAACAAUAUUGUCUAAUCUAGUCUGAAUGUAUGUGAGAAAAUCCGCUGUACUGAAAAGGAUAUUUUAUAUCUGAAAUUGCAUUUAAACAGAAUCUGUUUUAAGGUUUUAAAAUCAACAUCUGUAAAUAAUAUUUUGUGACCCAAUUGUACCCAUUUGAGACAUUUUUCAUAAACUAACAAGCAUUUAUUUAAUUUUUUCCUAAUUGUACCUCACUCCUUUUCCAAAUUUUAGAUUCUGUUCAGAUUAUGGUUUGCAUUUUGUAAGGUGCAGGCUACAGGGUCAAGCUGUUCUACAUAUAUAUUCACGUGGCCACUAUGGACUUGUGGCUCCAGUAACAGCCAAGAGUGCGCCUACACAUUCGUUGUUAAUCCCCAGGGCCCUCAGUGUAGGUUACCCAGUCUACAUAUGAAAAAAAAAGUCCAAUGUAUGCAGUCGUUGGAAAGAUUUUCACUGGCCAUUAUUGUUACCAGACAGAUGUCACAUCCUCCUUGUUGACUGACAUUCUGCUGUGGUGUUAAAUACAAAUGAAGAUUGUGGGCCGCCACAUCUACAGCGGUUUGGGAAAGUGUUUUAUUGUUAGGAAUCUGCUGUGCUAGUCACAAAUGGCAAAUGAGGCACCAAGGUGAGGGGUCAAAAGGGUGCAGCUUUUCAGUAAAGACAGAAAAUACUCAGAGUACCAACGGAUGAAAUUAUAGUGUUUGAAAAUAAAAAAAGAAAGAUGUGGAUAUGUAGACUACUGUACAUCAAAACGUCUAUUCUGCAUAAUGCUAAAAUGAGAGGAGAGUCUGCCAUUCGUACUGAUGUACAAAUACUGCACUAUAGUAACAUAAAAAUGGAUAUGCAUGGGGGGAUGAUAAUAAAUGAUUAACAGAUUUAUAUUCAAAGUAGAGAGACAGCAGACAGUGCUUUUCGUGUUUUUACUCGGCCUUAACCACUGCAGGGUGCUGGAUUUGUGUUAUUUACAUAAGGAAUAUGGGACAAAAACGAAUACUGUUUAAUGGACAGUUGAUGCCUAAAAGAAAUCUGUACUGUCAUCACAUGAUUGUUUUUGUGUUAUUUUUAAAGCUAUUGGAUAUGGUACUAAUUUAACUAGAGAUGUUACUUUAAACAUCGAAGGACAAGCUUCAUUGUUAUAAGGUUUGGCUUAUGUUUCAGUAGCAAAAAGUCCUCCUUCAGCAAGUAGCAGUCUGUGAAAUAUUGAGUUGAAUGUAAUAAACACGACACACCAUUUUGUAGCCUUAAGUGACUACCUGGUGUAGUGCUGGAGAUUGCACAUAAUUCCGAGUGUAAUCCAUUUGUGCAGUGUCAUAAUAGUAAUGUCCAUCCAUUAUUAAGCUAUACUUUACUGCUGGAUACUUGAUCUCUGCCCAUAAAAUAACUUUAUUAUUCCAUCAGUGAUGCAUUAUUUUAUUUUAUUUUUUUUUUGUAACAAGAAAGUCAGCAGUCUACCUAUUUAAUUGUGUAUUUAAACUUGUUGCAUAUUAAUACACGUUUCAUACCUCAACUGCUUUUCAUACUUUAAGUUGUUACUGUAUAAAGAUUGUGUUGUCUCAAGCGUAUGAGCGGCACAGUUGAGUAAGAGCUCGUGUUUGAUCGCUCGAACGAGCAGAGCGGCUGCCAAGAGUACGCUGAAGGACAAGAUGCUCAAUACAACAAGGCAAUUGUUUUGUUCUACAACUGUAGGAUAUUCCUCUGGAAAAUGAACUGCAGAUAAGCAAAAGUCAGUUUAUUUCUUCCAUACAGUCCACAAGUUGCAUUGUAACUUGGAAAUCAUUGUAAUCCAAUCAUUUCAAAGACAACUUGUCUAAAUUGUGAUGUUGUCUUUGAAUGUAUUUGCUUGGUAAAGUCAAUGAUUGGAUUAGAAAGUGCAAUGUGUCUGAGCCAUGACACUUCAGUUCACUAUCCCUCAUCUCCGAAAGACUAAUGCAGUUUUAUCAGGCAGUAUAUUAUAUUACAGUACAAUCAUACUGGUGUGCUGCUCUUUUUAGAUACUUCACUCUGAUUCUGUUUAAAAGGUUAUUUUAAAUAAAAAAGGAAAGGUUUUUAAAUUUGAAAACUCUGCUUUUUUUUUUUUUUUUUGUCGGUUGCAUCUUAGUUUUUGAGAGGAAUGCAUAUUUGUGAUUUUGUUUUGUAAUUUUUGUUUAAAUGUCUUUUUUUACAUUAAUUUCAUACUACUACCUUUUUUAACAUUGUGUGUGUAUGCUCAUCAUGUCAUUUUUCCAUACGCAGAAGAGCACUGAUCUAUUAUUGUGUGUUACCUUUGUGCGGAUGUGUCUUGACUGAUUCUGUAGAGGUUUUAACAGACCAAUUUUAUUUACACCAAUUCUUUACUUUGUACGUGCAAAUUUUGAAAGUAUGUUUUUAAUACAUAUAGCACUCCUGAAAGGACAGUAAUAAUCUGUCAAAAAGCAACAUUCCUGGUUGGACUGUUCUUAUCAGACUGUUGCAUGAUUCCACUGUGGCAGUUAACUGUACAUUAUGCCAUAAAGUUUGAAAAGAUUCA